AGAGAAUUCAGAAAGAGAAAUUACAGGUAAGGAAAGGGAAGAGAGGGGGUAAGGAGAGGCGGUUGGCCUGGCCUUUGUCGUCUGUAACAACGAGAAGAAAGAUAAAACGAUGGCGUUAAACACCCUCUCGUUACCGGCACUAUCUUGUACAUCGGCGGCUGCGGCGUUCACAUCUUCAAGUGGUUCACGUUAUCGUAUACAGCGGCCAAUGUUGGCAGCUUUUCCUCGUUGGCGAAACGCAGCGUUGGGUCAGGUAGUUUGUAUGGCUCCCGAGGAGGAGAAACUCACUCGUCGAAACCCUCUCGAUUUCCCGAUCGAGUGGGAGAGGCCCAAGCCGGGGCGUCGACCCGAUAUCUUCCCUCAGUUUAGCCCUAUGAAAACACCCUUACCACCACCAUUGCCAUAUGAUCCUCCUGAAGAAGAUGAGGAAGAGGAAGAGAAAAAAGAGGAGGAAGAGGAAGAGCCUGAAAAGCCUGAGGAGUGAGAAGCAGUAGAAUUGCUAGAAACAGGGUCAUUUUUGUUUACAUCUAUGGUUUUCUUAACCUUGUUGUUUGGCAGCAUACGUAAAGCGGAUUAAAUGUGAGCUGAUAGGAUCAUGCAGACGUCUUUAGGACUUGUAGGUUAAAAUGUGAAGAGCUAGGCUAAACUUCUCGGAAGUAACCUUGUUGUAUUAGAUUUAUCGACUUAUAUGAUCAAUAAUAUCGGGUUUCAUCCAAAAAAAUAUUUUGCUUGA
Messenger RNA from Ziziphus jujuba (common jujube), 733 nucleotides. RefSeq lists its product as uncharacterized. Lineage: Eukaryota; Viridiplantae; Streptophyta; Magnoliopsida; Rosales; Rhamnaceae. The transcript is spliced from 2 exons. The record is from RefSeq and is a predicted model, not a curated record. The coding region runs from base 110 to 484 and encodes 124 amino acids.